UUGUGUCGAGUGAUUUGAAUUCAAAAUGGCGUUCCGUAAACUAGUGUUGUGCCUCGGCUUCGUUCACAUGGUGGCGGCGAAAGGUUCUGAAGCGCAGAUCGAGUGUACGCCGGAGUACAUGCGGGUAGUGGUGCCCAUGGACGGCGACAGGAAGCUGUCCUACCUCAACCAACUUAAAGACUACACGCCCUGCAAGCCCAGCUUCGAAGAGAACAACUUGACUUUCAUCCUGGACCUCCUCGACUACCAGAAAUGCGCCGUCACCAGAAUACUGAACAAGAUUACUGGUAAAAGAACCUACUACCACAAUAUCAUAAUAGAAGACUCGUCUGGUGGUCGGGAGACGGUGUCAGUCCGGUGCGUGGUGAGCGGCAAGCACGCGGUCGCGCGCCGUGCUGUCGAGCCGUUCCCGCUGGAUUUUAAUGAACCAGAUGUUUUGAACAUAACGAGGUAUAUGGAGAGUCGCGCUCCUGAACCUAUCCUCGGCGCUGUCGUCAAACAGAACGGCAAACAAGUCUCCGGAGAAAUCUCCGUCAGCCCCGGAACACCGCUGUCCAUGGAGAUAUUCCUGGACAACGCCUCGAUGCCCGUGUACGGUCUGCUGGUCAACUACAUGCACGUCACUGACACCGGCAAACAGCAGGAAGCUAUUAUAUUUAACGGCUGCGCAGUGGAUCCAUAUUUAUUCGACAACUUCGUGACCACCGACGGUAAGAAUCUGACCGCCAAGUUCAGAGCGUUCAAGUUCCCGGACACAUCCUACGUGCAGUUCAAGGGUACUGUCACAGUCUGCCUCGACAAGUGUCAAGGGGUACAAUGCUCGUCUGGAGUGACGGCGUACGGUCGGCGGCGGCGCGCGGUGGCCAGCAGAGCGGACGCGAACAAAGUGUACGAAGUGUCUCUGACCACCAUCAUCAAGGUGGAGCGAGCUGAUGGGAAUACGGAGGAAGAGGAUGACCUGAUACUUUUGAACUUGAAAGGCGGCAACCAGCUCCUAGGAGACAAGGACGGUACCCCCGCAACAGUGUCCGAGACUCAAGACACCAAACUGAUCUACGUAGACGAACUAGUUCAGAGUCUCGCCAACACACAGACACUCAGCUGUCUACUUCUAAUUAUUAGUUUAGUACUUAAUUUUUACAAGUAGUUCAUAUCUAGGUUAUGUUUAGAACCGUCCAAAGGUGACGUGAUAAGGUACUUUCCCGGUUAACCAUAGAUUUCUGCUAUUUUUUAGAUUUUACAGUCUGUAAUUUUAGUUAUCUGUGAAAUUAUAAUUACGUUUUAAUCUGCCAAACUUUGAAAAAUGUAGACUAUAAAUGUAAUAAGUUUUUUUUUAUAUUUCAAAACAGAUUCUUUUCGCUGAUUGUCAAACGAUAGUUUUUAAGUGAAGUGAUUUUUAAUUAAUGUAAAUUAAGUGCCUUUUUAACGUAGUAUUACAAUGCUAACGCAUUUAAGUUCACUAGUCUUUAAUAAUAUGUAAUAAUAAAAAACCAUGUGAAUAUCUACCAUUUCUCAUCAAAACGAUUAACAAUAAGUGAUGUACAAUAACUUUAAUUUAAAAAAAAAAACUUAAAAAAAUAAAUACCUUAUGGG
This is a messenger RNA of Melitaea cinxia (Glanville fritillary), 1593 nucleotides long. RefSeq lists its product as uncharacterized. The record is from RefSeq and is a predicted model, not a curated record. Bases 26 to 1147 code for a protein of 373 amino acids. Lineage: Eukaryota; Metazoa; Arthropoda; Insecta; Lepidoptera; Nymphalidae. The transcript has 9 exons.